AUUAGUAAAAAACAUAAAAAGGACUGUUGCCAUCGUUACUUGAACAUUGUCCGAAGUGAAAUAAAGUAAUAUAAAGAAGAAAAAAAAACGUGGUGGGGGAAGGAGAAGAAUGAAGCAAAAUAGAAAGAAAGAAAGAAAGAAAACGAGAAAAAGAAAACGAGAAAGAAAGAAGGAAAGAAGAACCGUCAAAUAGAAAAUCGUUACGAGAAUAGUUUUUGAAGUUGUCUUUAGAUGAUAAAAAAAUAAUGAAACAAAACAAAGCACAGCUACAACUGAGAAGAGAUCGACUAAACUGUAGUAGUAGUAGUAGUAAUAGUAGCAGUAGUAGUAGUGGUAGAAGUAGUAGUAGCAGCAGCAGUAAUAGUAGUUGUAGCAGUAAGAGGAGGAGAGGGAAGUGGAGCAGCUGCAGUAGUGGUGGUUACGGUGGCCGUCGAUGUGGCGGUAACAAUGGUGUUAAUGGUAGUGUUAGUAGUGGUGGUUGUGGUGGCGGCCACAAUAGUGGUGGUAGUGAUAGUGGUGGAGGUGAUGAUAAUGGCGGAGGUGAUAGUAGUGGUGGUCGUAGCGCCGUUGGUUUCGGAGGAGGAGGUAGUGACAGUGGUAGUGGCUGUGAUAGGUACAAGGCUCGAAAUUUUGGGGAAGGGGGCCAGUCGAUUACACCGUCCCCAGUAUGCAACUGGUACUUAAUUUAUCGACCCGAAAGGAUGAAAGGCAAAUUCGACCUCGGCGGAAUUUGAACUCAGAACAUAAGACAGACGAAAUACCGUUAAGCAUUUCGCCCGGCGUGCUAACGUUUCUGCCAGCUCGCCGCUUUACAGUAAAUGAUAUAUUGGACAGAAAUGGUUUGGUAAGAAAAACUGCGAUUAUUUUGCGAACGACACAUGAUAUACUAAAACUAAUAUGAACAAACAGUUUCUCUGUGUUUGUUUUGUAUCUCUCAUUCCUUCCCUUGUUCUUUUUCCCUUUCCUCCUCUUUCUCGUUUGUGAAACCAUACUGUGUAACAGAUGGUAAAGCUAGGAGCUUCAAAAUUACACUUGUUGAGUAGUAACAUUACUGAACAAAAGGAAACAUUUGUAUAACAAAUACACGGGCAUAAAUAUAUAUAAACAUACACACACACACACACGUGCUAUUUCUGUUUUGCUGCUAGAACUAUCAACGUUCCAGCAUGCAACUAAUAAAUGCAUGUUGCAAGCAAGCACA
This is a messenger RNA of Octopus bimaculoides (California two-spot octopus), 1201 nucleotides long. RefSeq lists its product as uncharacterized. NCBI's taxonomy places the organism in Eukaryota, Metazoa, Mollusca, Cephalopoda, Octopoda, Octopodidae. The record is from RefSeq and is a predicted model, not a curated record.